CUCUCUCUUCUUGGCGAUCUCUCUCCAUCCUCUCUCUCUCUCUUCCUCUCGAUCUCUCUUCACGCUCUCUCUCUCUAUCCCCACCCACGAUUGCCGAACGCCCUACCCACGCACGCCCUCUCUCUCUCUCGAGCUCGGUUGAAGGCUACAAAUUUCACGAACUUCAGGUCUUCCAGGUGAUUCAAAGAAUUUGAACGCUUAGUCUUUCUCCAUCCAUAUUUGUAUGGGAACCCCGGAGACAUCCCGUGAGCCAUGCCCGGACCGCAUCCUGGACGACAUUGGUGGUGCCUUCGGGAUGGGCGCAGUUGGCGGGUCUGCCUUCCACUUCAUAAAGGGUGUGUACAACUCCCCCAGGGGUGAGCGCCUUCUUGGUGGUUCACAGGCUGUUCGAAUGAAUGCUCCCCGUGUUGGCGGUAGCUUCGCUGUGUGGGGUGGGCUCUUCUCAGCCUUUGACUGCACUAUGGUCUAUGUCCGCCAGAAGGAGGACCCAUGGAACUCCAUCAUCGCUGGUGCCGCGACUGGCGGCUUCCUCCAGAUGCGCCAGGGCCCUGGCCCUGCUGCGCGGUCUGCUGUCUUUGGCGGGGUCCUCCUUGCCCUUAUUGAGGGUGCCGGAAUCAUGCUCAACAAAGUUCUCAGCGCACCCCAGAACUUCCCCAUGGAAGAGCCGGUACCAAACAUGGCCGGUGGCGGUGCUGGGUUCCCGACAAUGGGGUCGAUGCAGGGUCCAACUGUCUCACAGGUGCCUGAGGGGUCUGGGGAAGGGUCAUCGUCAUCAUCUUCUUGGUUUGGAGGGUUUUUUGGUAGUGAGAAGAAGAAAGAGGCAGCAACAAGUGGCAGCAAGACGGAGAUCUUGGAAAGCUUUGAUACGCCGAGCACGCCGAUCCCCUCUUUUGAAUACAAGUGAUAUGCUCAUUUCCAUGAGCUAUAGAUUGGAGCCAAAGAAACAGUUUUAGCUGCCUACCUACAACUCUGGCAUGUUUGGAUGAAAAGCGCCAAAUUGGAGGAUUUUAGAACUUGAAAGUCUCUUCAAGCAACACAGCUCAGAUAGCGGAUAUCUAUUUCCACGCAUCCCUCCUUACAUAAAUUGUCUUUCGUUGUUGUUUCGUUUGCAUUUGAAUAACCUGGUUAAGUCUUUCAGGUACAUCAUUAGAAUUUCAGUUGUGUUGCUUCA
Messenger RNA from Magnolia sinica, 1171 nucleotides. Its product is annotated as mitochondrial import inner membrane translocase subunit TIM17-2. Gene Ontology annotation, molecular function: transmembrane protein transporter activity. Bases 224 to 904 code for a protein of 226 amino acids. The transcript is spliced from 3 exons. Gene Ontology annotation, cellular component: mitochondrial inner membrane; TIM23 mitochondrial import inner membrane translocase complex. The record is from RefSeq and is a predicted model, not a curated record. Gene Ontology annotation, biological process: protein import into mitochondrial matrix. Lineage: Eukaryota; Viridiplantae; Streptophyta; Magnoliopsida; Magnoliales; Magnoliaceae.